GGAGAUUUGCCCGGUCUAGGUCAUACUUCGUGUUCUUGUUGUGUGUGUUAUAUUACGGGUCGAGUGUGUCCAGGUCAAACCCGGUUAACCCACCCCGCUAUAUUUUACACCAUCAUCUUUGGCGCCAUCCGUGGGAUCGAUUUUUAAAGUUUUUUUCGACCAGGUCAAAACUUUACCCCCACUAAAUAUCCACAAUCAUGUCUUCGAGCAACUACAACGCUAUGUCAAGUCAGGCUGCAAGUGAAAGCACUCCUGCCAUCCCAUUGAUGAUGUCGAGCAUGGGGACGACCUUUGCUCCGAUCACCACUGUAGGAUCGAUUGGCAUGAUCCCAAUCAUGUCAACCCCUACUCCUACGUCGACGACAACAAUGUUCCCAGGCUCGAUAACAACACCUGGUGGAGCAUUCACACCAUACCCGUCAGCUUGGGCUCAGUUUGCUGCUCACCCGGCAAAUGCUCAAGCUCUACAGGGCUAUCAACAGGUGAUGGCCAUGAUGCAACAGGCAGGGGGCUUCAUGCCAUUUGCCUAUCCCGGCAUGACGCCACCAAUCAUGCCACCUCCAGUGUCGACCCCGUCGACAUUUGUCCCUAGGAUGGUCCCUAUACAUUCGGUGAAUUUGACGGGGAUUAUGAAUGAAGCAGCGCCCUCAAAUGUCCAUGAAAUCGAUGAGGCGGAGCAGGAGGCGGCCCGCAGGAGGAAGGGUAAGGCUAUAGCCAAACCCAGCAAGACUCGAGAUUCGGUGUUCAAACGCCUAGGGGACAAAGAGGAUGGACCCCGCAAGUCCGCCAAGCUACGUCUUGGUCCUAAGAAGGAAGCAGAAAGCCAGCCGAGGGCGUCGGCAUAUACCAGGCUCUCAUACGAUGAGGAUGACCUGGAUAAGAUAGGGAGCGUAGCAAGGAAACUACGUGCCCUGGAGGAAAAGGUGGAAGAGAAGGCGGGAGCAAAAAAGUACACCUUGGCUAAAUCUCCCUUUUCGGCCAGGCACAGAUGGCCGGGUACACUGAUGCUGAGGAAUGCCUACUCUUCUUCUCAUCCUUGAGAGGGAGGCCAGUGGAAUGGUUUAACGGCCUUCCCCAUGGCAGGAUUGGGUCCUU
Cuscuta campestris is the source of this 1095-nucleotide messenger RNA. The record is from the annotation of a GenBank genome assembly. NCBI's taxonomy places the organism in Eukaryota, Viridiplantae, Streptophyta, Magnoliopsida, Solanales, Convolvulaceae.